Messenger RNA from Ceratitis capitata (Mediterranean fruit fly), 1453 nucleotides. RefSeq lists its product as uncharacterized. Gene Ontology annotation, biological process: GPI anchor biosynthetic process. Gene Ontology annotation, cellular component: endoplasmic reticulum membrane. NCBI's taxonomy places the organism in Eukaryota, Metazoa, Arthropoda, Insecta, Diptera, Tephritidae. Bases 325 to 1152 code for a protein of 275 amino acids. The record is from RefSeq and is a predicted model, not a curated record. The transcript is spliced from 4 exons.
AAAGUCAGUUAAAUCUGUACUAAGAAAGUGCCGUUUUGAUAUUUCAUUACUUGCUAAUUCUUACUGACAUUUCUCACCGAACAGAGCUAUUAACCGGUAGCGAAAUGUCAAAGUUGUGGUUUCUCAGUGAAAACGGAGAACGUAGAAUAAUAUACGUUCGCUGGUGAAAAUUUCACUUUGGUUUUGUCUACCCGGACGCGGUACAGUUGAAAUUGGUAACAAUUGUUACUGCAUAGCAGACCGCCGAACAUACUAAAUUUGCCGGCAAACAUCGACAGAGUUUGUCUGAAUAAAGCGAAAUUUGUAAAAAGAUAGUUAUUUGCAAUGUUUCUUGCAAUGAUAUAUUUGUUGUUAUUGCUUAUUGUGUUGCCAAAUAGCAAUAGUUGCAAUCAAUUACCUUCAAAGCCUAUUGUUGGGUUGCAGUUAAGCGAAGAUGGAAUGCAUCGAGAAAUUAUAUACACGGUCCAAUUCGCUGAUACGCUUAUUGACAAAAAUUGUCAAUACGUUCUGGAACAGCUGCUGCCUGCUGGUGUAUACAUUAGUGUUGACCAAUUAGAUGAACUUAAGCGGCUAAAAAAAUUAAGUGCAACAUAUCCGAAGUUCAUUGACAUUGAGUCACCAACGGAGAAGUCAAGCCCCCUUAACGUAUUGUUAUAUGGCAAAUCGCAAUCAAUUGAGGUCUUCAAAUUGCCUAUACACUACCGCUACCAUCUUCCAAGUAAAAAAAACAACAAAUUUGCCACUGUUGAAAUACCCAUUCCAAAAUUGUACAUUAAAUGCGAAAUACAGGAGAAUAAUUCGAUUGAAGAUCUAGUAGAAACAGCAUCUAAACAUAAUUAUUGUCAGAGUGAAGCUAGUAUAAGUUUUAUAGUACGAUUUAACGAAAAUGAGAGCAACUCAACCCCUGAUUCCAGUCUUCAGGUUCAUGAAAACUGCGAUUGGUAUUUAAUAGAUGUUCAUAUUCAACUUAAAACGGAUCUACGUGCUGAUAUACCUAUAGGAAAUGAAAAAGCCUUUCCACCUAUUCUGUAUGCUACUAUAAUAUUAAGCUGGAUUAUAUCCUUGUACACUGUGUCACGCACACAUGUUAUACCUCGUCGUAUUAAUUAUAAAUUAGAAGAACAACGAAUAUUACAAAAUAAGAUAAAGUAAUACUACACAAAUUUAUGCACAUAAGAAUUUACAAGUACAUAUAUGUAUAUAAAAAUAGUUGUAAUCUCGAUUUAGACGGAGUAAGAUUUAUUUUACUUUACUCUCUUCUUGUAUAAGGCUUAUCCAAAGAAUUAAUAAUUAUGAAGCUGAAGUAAUAUCCAACUUGAGAAUAGUAUAGGAUAGUUUAGAUCAAAUGUUAAAGGUAUAUGGGAGUAGCUAAAUGAGUGUAUUUCAUAUCACAUAGCUAUGAAUUUUGCUGUCAAUUUAUUGUUCUAAAAAGAGAGAUAUGUAAAUUUAAAAA